AUGGAAACUUUUCGAGCUAAAACUCCAGAACUACCAAGAGAUUUUACGCUAAUCUUCAAGGGAGAAAAAUACAAAGUUUCCAAAUUUAUGUUUAGCAUGCAUUCUCUGAAAUUCCGUGAAUUAUUACCGACAUUUAAAACAGAUUUCCUAGAAAUACCUGUUCAAACAACAGAAAAUGUUUUCAGAGAGUUUCUUAAAGCAAUACAUAACGAAGAAUAUUGUAUUACAACAGAUAAUAUAUACGAUUUAUAUAAAAUCGCCAAAGAAUGGAGAAUUCAAUCAUUAAUAGAUCAAAUGGAUAAGUUCGCACAAGAAAACAACAUUUCAAAAGAUAAAUUAAAUGAAAAAUCUCGAGAAAUUUCACCAACUUUGAUGACAAUUUUAGCAAAGAAUAUUAACAAAGCGAUAACAAUGUCAUCAUUUACUAAUCUUCCUUUUGAUGUAAUAUCUAAGAUUUUAUCGCUUCCUGAAGCCAAAAUCUCAGAUCAUCAAACUUAUUACGAUUUUAUUAAAUUAAUGCUAGAUAUUCACGGCAAAAAAGCAACAGAACUUACCAAAUACAUCGAUCUUAAAUUAAUUCCUUCUUCGCAACUCGUAGAAUUACUAGAAAAUCCAAAUCUUGAUAAAGAGUUCAUUGCUCCAAACCUUCUUACCAUUGCGAAGUACUACGUUGAAGAAACAGCAAAACUCGAAGAAAACUACGCCCAAGCUGAAGCAAAUGCCGCAUCUUUACAAAAUCCAGAUUCAGCCUUGAAAAAAGCUGUUACAAGGGUCAAGCAUCUACAAGACAGUCUCAAUGAAUGUGUUGAGCAGCAAGACUCCAUAGAAAAGGACAUAACAGAAGAGUUAACAGCAAUAAAAAUGCUUUUGACGGAAUUGGAGAAAAAAGUGAAGUUAGAAUCACAAAACCAAGACGAAGAAUCUUCAAAAGCGUUUGCCCAAAUCAAAGACCUAUGCGAUAGACUCGAGCAGCUUAAGCAUAAAGACAACAAACGAAGUCCACAAAGAAGACAUUCGAUUGACGACACUGCGAGUACUUUUGAUCAAAGACAAGCGCAUCUUACACCAUUUAAUAUGGGUGAAAAUCCACUUGACGGUAUCCUAAAUAGCUUAGUUUCGCGUGGUGUUGAAAUUAAAGUUAUUGGAAGCUCAACUGACCACAACUACCCAUCAAUUCUUGUUAGAAGGGAUACAAAUGACUACUGGAUGUCAUCAAACAAGGUAGAUCAGUUUGUAAGGUUCGAUUUCGCAGAACGUCAAAUUAAAGUUUCCCAAUACACACUUAAAACAAUAAAGUUCGGAGAAGACUCGUGCCAUAUGAAGAGUUGGAUCCUAGAAGGAUCAAAUGACGAUAUCGAAUACUCAAAAAUUGAUGAAAGAAAGACAGAUGAGUUGAAUGGAUCGAACAAAAUUGUGACAUUUAAAUGCACCGAUGAUUGCCCUGCAUAUAGGUAUAUCAAAAUUAGAAUGACUGAUGCAAACCAUAGAGGAGAUAACACAAUGGCUUUGAAUUCAGUAGAAUUCUUCGGUAUUAUCAUUGAAGAAUAA
Molecule: messenger RNA, 1548 nt
Organism: Trichomonas vaginalis G3
Lineage: Eukaryota; Parabasalia; Trichomonadida; Trichomonadidae
Product: Potassium Channel Kv1.1, Chain A domain-containing protein
Exons: 1
Coding region: 1-1548 (515 amino acids)
Molecular function (GO): protein binding
Source: RefSeq, a predicted model, not a curated record